Messenger RNA from Emys orbicularis (European pond turtle), 663 nucleotides. Its product is annotated as C-type lectin domain family 4 member E-like. Lineage: Eukaryota; Metazoa; Chordata; Testudines; Emydidae. Gene Ontology annotation, cellular component: external side of plasma membrane. Bases 1 to 663 code for a protein of 220 amino acids. The transcript is spliced from 6 exons. The record is from RefSeq and is a predicted model, not a curated record.
AUGAGCCCAACAGGGAAAUCCAGCCCAGGAACUGCAGCCCCCACAGAAGAGAGGAAACUCCGCCCCUGGCUGACCCUCUGGGUCACUCUUGUUUGUGCUCUUGUCCUCAAGGCCUGUGUCAUCUAUGGCUGCAUGGUCACUCUCCUCAUGGGAAAUCCAAGCUGUGAAGUGCGCAAGGCCCUGCCCCAGGAUUCCGCAGAGUGGCAUUGUGUCGUGGGGAGAGAUGAAGGGAAAGGGCGAGUCUGGACGUGCUGCCCCUUGGGCUGGGAGCCCUUUCAGACCAGCUGCUACUACUUCUCUAAAGAUAUCAUGAACUGGGGUGACAGCAAGAGGAACUGUACAGGGAUGGGCUCCCACCUGGUGGUGAUCAACACGGGAACUGAGCAGGAUUUCAUUUCCAAUUAUGUAAAAAGAACAGUUAUUGGCAUCCGAGUGGAGAAUUACUAUAUUGGUCUGGCACUGGAGAAAGGCCAGUGGCACUGGGUGGAUCUGACUCCAUAUAACAAGACGGCAGUGUUCUGGAUACCUGGGGAACCAAAUAUCCUCACUGUGGAGAAAUGUGUUGCUGUAGAUACAUCCCAAAAGGAGAACAGGAAUUGGAAUAACUUCCCUUGUAUCUCACCAUUUCAUCGAAUUUGUGAAACUGUGGCAACAAAUAUUUGA